Messenger RNA from Ctenopharyngodon idella (grass carp), 3228 nucleotides. Its product is annotated as zinc-alpha-2-glycoprotein-like. Gene Ontology annotation, biological process: immune response. The record is from RefSeq and is a predicted model, not a curated record. Gene Ontology annotation, cellular component: external side of plasma membrane. The coding region runs from base 226 to 1491 and encodes 421 amino acids. The transcript has 7 exons. NCBI's taxonomy places the organism in Eukaryota, Metazoa, Chordata, Actinopteri, Cypriniformes, Xenocyprididae.
CUUUAUUAAACUGACAACCGCCAAAAUCCCUGAAGAAGAAUGGGAUUAUUUCUGGCUCUGCGUUACACAUGAAUGAAACGCGCAGUAGUUUGACUCUGAAGUCUGAACUAUACGCGUGUUUGAGAUCGCGAGGCAGCGGCGCCGCUCACAUCUGCUUUAUGGAGCUGUAGAACAUGAUGUUGAUGGAGUUACUUUUCCUUGAAAAAGGAAAAAGCAAAAAACAAUAUGGAAUUGCGCAGACUAUUUUUUCUCUGUUACAUUUUUUUAUGCACACCACAUGUUCAGUGCGAGAAACAUCUUCUCCAGUAUGUUUACACCGCUCUCACCAAACCUGCUGGAUUCUCCGGUCCAGAGUUCAGUGCAGUGGGUCUGUAUGAUGACAGACGGAUCUCUCACUACAGUAAUGAAGAACAAACCUGGAAAAGAGACAGUCAGAAUUCAGAUAUCUGGAGAGACACUGAAGAACCAAAUGAGUCUAGAGACCGGUUUAUAGAUCUGGUUAAUACUCUGGCAAACUGUACAAGAUCCAAAUGUGACGAUCUCCAUACACUACAGAGGAGAAUCGGCUGUGAGGAGGAUGCAGUGAUGAAUGUGACAGCGUUUGAUGAGUACAGAUAUGAUGGAGAGGACUUUAUUGCCUUUAAUUACAACACAAUGCAGUGGAUGGAGAAAAAUCCAAAGGCAAAAGAAACCAAAAUGAAGUGGAACAAACAAACACGCCGCAAUCACUAUCUCCAGUCAGACCUCAAGACCUGCAUGAACUGGAUCUCCACAUUUAAUCAUUCAAUAAGCAAUGCUCCAGAUGUUCACAUGUUUGCCUCUGAAGCUCCUCAUGACCGAAGCGAGCUGAUUCUGACCUGUCUGGCCACUGGCUUCUACCCCAAACACAUAGAGAUGAAGAUCACACUGAACAACAGUAACCUUGAACCCUUCAACUCUACUGGAGUCAGACCGAAUGAGGACAAGACCUUUCAGAUGAGAAUCAGUGUGGAGAUUCACAGAGAUGAGAAAGAGGGUUAUGAGUGUCACGUCUCUCAUAGCAUUCAGACAAAUACAACAUCAUGGGAUGGAAACUACAAUUGCAGUGAAGAAUCUAGAUGGCAAUAUUUGGCAGCAGUAGCUGCAGCUGUAUUUGCAGCUGUAGUUCUGAUGGUGUUUUUCAUGUGUAUCUACACAAGGACUGCAAACAAGAAGUUAAAUAGCCAGAAGAACUCCAGCAAUGGAUCCUCAGGGAAAAAUGUCACCUCAGAGUCAUCAGAUCCUCUGACUGCACCUGAUUCCCCUGAGAAUCAUGAAUCUGACACACCGUCACAGCUGAUAGAGAACAGAGACAGGAGCCAAGAGACUAAUGGCGCCACCUGCUGGACACUCACUGGAAACACAGCAGCAGGUCCUCUGUGUUUUCCUGCGGUACUCAAACACAGGUUGAGCUGCAAACAUACACAACAGCACCUUCACUGGACAGAGACGAGAUUCUUCACUACAGCUUGAUGUAUCACCCGGCCCUACUGUAUCAACAACAAUCUGGGGUCAAAGGUCAUAAUGAUAGUGAUAGAGCCUAGUACUCAUUAUAUUCUAAAUCUUGCUAUUACCAAAUCAUUUUGAAUUUUUGUUUUAAAUUAAUAUUCCCAGUUUGAGUUAAAUUCAGACAACAGCCAGUCUGUGCUGCUGAAGUGUUUGUAUAAUUGUUACAGUGACCUGACAGUAUUAUUUCAUAGUCAUUAUUUCUUUGUCCGUUCAAUGGUUAAGUUUUGUGGAGUUUUUGCCCUUCACUCGCUCUCUGCCGUUUAAUUUGGAUACAGUUGUUUAUUUUCGCAGUUCUGAAGCUCUUGUGUGAAACUCAUUUCCGUUUUAAAGAAAUUUCAAAGUGUCAUGCAACAACUAAUCGAUAAUGAACAUUUCACAUUUGAUUAUCAGUUAAUCAGGUCUGUGAAAUAGUGAAUUCAACGCCUGAAAAUAGUGAAUUCAACGCUGGAUUUGCACAAAAGAUUAACAUGACGGCACAUGCUAGUGGAUGAGUUGAAUCAACUCCACAGCAGCUACAUAAAUUUAUCCAUUAAUCAUUCAGAAACAUCCAGUUUCAUUCUAAAAGUUGUAACUUCUUCCUGAGUCUCUCCAUCAGUGUCGACUCCGGUUUAAACAAUGUAAGGCUGAACACCGUUACUGACAAUCCUCAUUUUGGCUGCGUGAGAUUCUCCAGCUUUGUUGUUGUUGAGCAACCGAAGUGUGAGCUGUUAAAGCUCCGCCCUCUUCUGGAAAGGGGUCUGGGAGCAGCAGCUCAUUUAAAGGGACACACACAAAAAUGGCGUGUUUUUGUUCACACCCAAAUAGGGGCAAAUUUGACAAGCUAUAAUAAAUGAUCUGUGGGGUAUUUUGAGCUGAAACUUCACAGACACAUUCUGGAGACACCAGAGACUUAUAUUACAUCUUGUAAAAGGGGCAUUAUAGGUGCCCUUUAAUGGAGCAAUUAAAAAUUGCACAAAAUUAAUGUUGAGCGAAACAUUCAUUUUGUUUGAUGUUAAAUUAAGUUUAAAAUUCCACAUGUAAGGCAAGUAUUUACUGUAAUUUGGAUCAGGAUGAAGAAAUGGCAGUAACGGGUCACUGUGUUCAGAGGAGUGAAGGUCUGUAUUCUUUCUCACCUGUUAACACUGAGUUUGUGCUUCUUUAUCAUUGUAUUUAAUUAGAAAUUUAAACAUUUAAGAAAUUUAAAAUCUUUUUGCUUUGAAACCUAAGAAAAGUUUCUGUUUUGCACAUAUAUGUAUAGGAUAAGCUACAUAGAUACAUUUAUUUGUUUACAUAGCCUUCAGUUUGCACACUUGUUUGGAGGAUAACAUUAGGCAGGAUGUGGAAUAAAUAAAGUAAAAUUGGACUUUUUAUUUUAUUUGGUUAAUCGUCUAAUCAAAUAAAUAAUUGACAGAUUAUUCAAUUAUCAAAAUAAUUGAAAGUUACAGCCCUAUAGACACAUGCAUGCAUAUUGUAUUUGCAUUUACAUCUUUGUUUGUACAUUAUUGUGUAAGAAUGCAUACCUGUAUACGUUUUAUAUAUGUAAAGAAAUAAGUUGAGAGUCAUUUGCAAACACACAUUUCUGUGCCAAGCACUAUUUUGGGAGAGCACUGCAAUAUGAGAACAUUUUAAUAUUGUGAAAUGUUUUAUAAAAGCCUUAGCUGCAGCAAUGUGGUGUGAGGUCAUAUUUUCAGGAAAAAAGAAUUAAAUGGGAUAUUUGAUGCA